UUCACAAAUUAAAAGCCACUACACACGGAGAAUUUUUUUUCUUUCCCUUGAUUGAAAGUUUAUCUUCUCUUAUAAGAGUUGGCGAAGUCUCCGGUCUGUGUUAAAGCUUGAAGAAAAUCAAUCCCACUAAGCAUGGCUCCUUCUUCUCUCCAUUCUCUCUAUCUCCUGCUAAUUUGUUUGUUGCCAUAUUCUGUUACAGCCCAAACAUACCGCAACAUAACAUUGGGCUCUUCGAUGACCGCUGGUAAUGGUAACUCUUUGUGGACAUCUCCAUCCGGAGAUUUUGUAUUUGGGUUUCAACAGAUAGGAACUGAUCAGAUGUUCAUACUGGCCAUAUGGUUCAACAACAUACCUGAAAAAACCAUUAUUUGGUCAGCCAAUGGCAAAAAUCUAGUGCAAGCUGGGUCCAAAAUUGAACUUACCACGGAUGGCCAGUUUGUUCUAAGUAAUUCGAAGGGAGAUGAGGUGUGGACAGCGAUUUUGACGGGUACAGGAUCAGUAGCCUAUGCAGCUAUGCUUGACACGGGAAAUUUUGUGCUGGCUAGCCGGGAUUCAGCAAACAUUUGGCAAAGUUUUGACCUGCCGACUGACACCAUACUACCCACACAACAAUUUAACCAAGGACUUGUUGCUCGCUAUUCAGAAGCGAAUUAUUCAAGUGGAAGAUUUCAGUUUAUAUUACAGGCUGAUGGGAAUCUUGUUCUCUACACCACAACUUUCCCACUGGACAUGGUGAAUACUCCUUACUGGUCAAGUAAUACUGUAGGAAGUGGCUUCGGGGCUAUUUUCAACCAGUCUGGCUACAUCUACCUAAUAGCUGGAAAUGGAAGCAUUCUCAGUUUUAUAGCAUCUAAUGGAGCUUCAACCAGUGAUUUCUAUCAGCGAGCAACUCUUGAAUAUGAUGGUGUCUUCAGGCAAUAUGUUUAUCCUAAGACAAAAGGUGCUAGCAAUGGGAGGCCCAUGUCCUGGUCUUUGCUAUCCGCUAUACCUCCAGAUAUUUGCAUGGACCUCACGGAGGAAAUAGGGGGUGGGGCCUGUGGAUUCAACAGCUACUGCGUUCUAGGAACAGAUCAGCGGCCGGGAUGUGUGUGCCCACCUGGAUACUCAUUCUUGGAUCCAAAUAAUGAGAUGAAUGGCUGCAAACAGGAUUUUGUUUCACAAGACUGUGAUGGAUUGCAAGAAGCAAAUCUUUUUGGUUUCAGAGAUAUGCCCAACAUUAAUUGGCCAUUCGGAGAUUAUGAAUACUUACGGCCAGUUACUGAGGAUUGGUGCAGACAGAACUGCUUGAAUGAUUGUUUUUGUGCCGUUGCUAUCUUUAACAAUGAUGGUCAAUGUUGGAAGAAGAGAAUUCCUCUCUCAAAUGGGAGAGUUAAUCCAAGAGGGGGAGGAAAAGCUCUGGUCAAAAUAAGGCAUGAAAAUUCUAGUUGCAAAUCUGCCGUUGAAGGUUCAAACAAUAACGAUGGCUCAACUGUAAUCCUCAUUGGGUCUCUUCUAAGCAGCUCAGUGUUUCUGAAUUUCCUUCUGCUGAUAGGUAGUAUUUUCAUUAUUUGGCGAUUCAAUAACAGGAGAAAAAAGACGCUUCAAAUCCAACCAGCAACGCAAGGCAUGAGUUUGCGAUGUUUCACUUAUAAAGAGCUAGAAGAAGCAUCAAGUAAAUUCAAGGAAGAACUAGGGAGGGGUGCAUUUUCAACAGUUUACAAAGGAGUGGUAGAUAUUGGGAAUAAAAGCUUAGUGGCAAUAAAAAGACUAGAAAAGGUAGUGAAAGAAGGUGAGCAGGAAUUUCAAGCGGAAAUGAAUACGAUUGGAAAGACAAAUCACAAGAAUUUAGUUCAGCUGCUAGGGUUCUGCAAUGAGGGGCAACAUCGACUUCUGGUGUAUGAAAAUAUGAGCAAUGGAUCUUUAGCAGACUGCCUCUUUGGAAAUUCAAGGCCUAACUGGCACAAAAGAAAACAGUUUGCUUUUGGAACUGCAAGAGGACUUGUUUAUUUACAUGAGGAGUGCUGCAACCAGAUCAUACACUGUGAUAUCAAGCCUCAAAAUGUCCUUCUAGAUGAAGCCUUUACACCAAGAAUUUCUGAUUUUGGUUUAGCAAAACUGUUGAAGACAGACCAGACUCGAACAGUAACUGGAAUAAGAGGAACCAAAGGAUACGUUGCUCCAGAGUGGUUCAAAAGCAUGCCUAUCACAGUCAAGGUUGAUGUUUACAGCUUUGGCAUUCUGUUGCUAGAACUCAUUUGCUGUAGGAAGAAUUUUGAGCAGAGCAUAAAAGAUGAACGUCAGAUGGUAUUGGCUGAUUGGGUGUAUGAUUGCUAUGAAGAAAGAAUAUUGACUCUAAUAGUUGAGAAUGAUGAAGAGGCUUUGGAAGAUUUUAAGACGGUGGAGAAGUUUGUGAUGAUUGCCAUCUGGUGCAUUCAAGAGGAUCCAUCACUGAGACCCCCAAUGAAGAAAGUCGUACAGAUGCUAGACGGAGAUCUUGAAGUCCCACUUCCUCCAGGUGCUUCCUCAUUUGUUAGCUCUAUUUACUUGUCUUCCGCACCCAAGCAUUUGGCUCAACAGUAAAUGCAUGUACCCCUGCUGCUCAAAGAGCUGCGUUCGAAUCCCUCUUUCUAAAAUUAUAAA
Messenger RNA from Durio zibethinus, 2619 nucleotides. The record is from RefSeq and is a predicted model, not a curated record. Lineage: Eukaryota; Viridiplantae; Streptophyta; Magnoliopsida; Malvales; Malvaceae.